Molecule: messenger RNA, 1212 nt
Organism: Nematocida minor
Lineage: Eukaryota; Fungi; Microsporidia
Exons: 1
Coding region: 1-1212 (403 amino acids)
Biological process (GO): synaptonemal complex assembly; replication-born double-strand break repair via sister chromatid exchange; mitotic sister chromatid cohesion
Cellular component (GO): synaptonemal complex; cohesin complex
Molecular function (GO): chromatin binding; protein binding
Source: RefSeq, a predicted model, not a curated record
AUGUUUUAUGCAGUGAAUGUUUUAUCAAGCAAAGGAAGACUAUCCGCAGCCUGGGUGGCGGCAUACUUUGACAGAAGGCUAAGUAAGCACGACAUCCAGCAGGUGAGCAUAGAAGAGACCGUGAAGUCCAUAGAAACAGGAGAAGUGCCAGAGCUUGCCCUAAGAACAUCAAGCCACAUUCUCCUGGGCCUGUCCAAGAUACUCUUCAGAAAAACAAAGAUUCUCUACGACGAGUGCAAAGAAUUGUUCAUAACUGUCAAAAGAAAAAGCCCAGUCGAUCCGCAGCAAUCUCAAAAGAUCAGCAAAACAGAAAUAACAUACCCCAUCAGUCUUUUUAAGUAUGUAAAUCUGCCUGCACACUAUGCCACCGCAAAUGCAGAAGUGUCUGAAGUGGAGAUAGGAAGAGGAACAGUUGAUGGAAUGAUAAGCAAUCUAGAGUACUCCAUCAGUCUGAACAACAUAUCACUUACGCUCGCUGAGACUCUAUCAGACAUUCACAGCACAGAAGAGAGCGAAAUUGUUGUAAAUAACACAAUGGAAGAGCACACUAUUUCAGAGAUAAAAAUGCAGGAAGACGAAAUGCUGCCGAACAUAUCAGCUAUUUCACACUACGAGCCAUCGCACAUGGCAGACACCCUGCUGAAGAUCCCAGAGAAAGAAACAGCUAGAAAAAGAACAGUCGAGAGCCAUGAAAAAGUGAAAAAAGUAAAAUACGAAAACAGCACAGAAGUAGAGAAUAAAAACAUAAAGCCAGCCAAGAUGCAGCCAGUAAAAAUAAGAUCGCAUCUUAUCCCAGAGAAGCUGAGAGACAUCUACACCUUGAUACAGAGCACACCUGUGGAAGAAAAAGAAAAUAAAACACAGGAGCAAUCCAUUGCAAAUAUCUCCAGCGUAUCGCAGGCAGUAAACAGCAGGAGCUCGUUCAAUGAAUCGUUCAACGAGUCUUUCAAUCACAUAGAAAGCACUUCGAUAGAAAUCCCUAGAAGGGAGUCGGUGCUUGCCAUUCCUGCAGAUGAGCCGUCUUUCCUGCUAAUGAACAAUGCUGACCUAGAUGGAAUCAUGUCAGAGGGCAGCUCUUCGAUAGACUUGGAAAGCAGCGACAUCAGAAAAAAGACACAGUCAUUUAUUCACAUGCUCCGGAAAAUAUCAGAGGGCACAUUAAGAGCCGUCCAGCCAGUGCCAUACGGCAGUAUUGCAGUUGAAGUGAUUUAA